CAAAUCUUCUCGAAAAUCGAGGAAUUUCUGCAUGUUAUAUAAACCAUGCUUACCUCUUCACAAACCAAACUCAUUCAUUUUCCUUUCUUUUAAAAACCCAACUUCUUUCACCAUUUUCUUAGCCAAACUACGACGUAUCUCCUAACUCUCCAAGGAGAUAGUACUAACUACUAGUAGGGAAAAAUAUGAGUAGGCCAGGUGAUUGGAAUUGUAGGUCAUGCAGCCACUUGAACUUCCAGAGGAGGGACUCCUGCCAGCGCUGUGGGGACAUACGUCCUGACGGCCGAGGCGGCGGAGGUGGAGGAGGAGACUUUGGCAGUAGCUUUGGAGGGAGGUCAGGUGGGUCCCCCUUUGGUGGGGGUUUUGCAGGGCCCGAUGUUAGGCCCGGUGAUUGGUAUUGUAGCAUUGGCAACUGUGGGGCCCACAACUUUGCCAGCAGGUCUAGCUGCUUCAAGUGUGGGGCCUACAAAGAGGAAGCUGGCUGUGGUGAUAGCAUGGGCCGUUCACGUGGAGGAUUUUCCUUUGGUGGCAUUGGCGGUGGCGGUAGCGGUGCCGCUACCGGCCGCUCCGGCUGGAAAUCCGGUGACUGGAUUUGCACUAGGUCGGGUUGCAACGAGCAUAACUUCGCUAGUAGGACUGAGUGCUUCAGAUGCAGGGAACCAAGGGACUCCGGUAGCAACUCGGCUUAUUAAUCUCAUCAAUUCUCAAGUUGCCAAAAUUUCGUGUAGGUAAUGCAAUGCUAAAGGAUGUACCAUGCUGAACGAGGAAUAUCAAGUUAAACAUAAGAGAGCUGAAUUGAAUCUUUGAAAUUUUAAUUUUCCACUAGAUUUCCCCCUUUUCAAUUUCAUUAUUAGGUGAUAUUUCAGAUAAUUCAUGCUAAAAGCUAGAGAUUUUAGAGAAGUACGUACUUCAUGAGUUUAUUAUUAAUUUUGUUACUUUUUGAUGAGUUAGUAUCGAAUAUCGAUAAUCAAUUUAGCUAGUUAUUUUGGUGGUCAAAGCUCAUGCAAGUCACUUUAAUUUGUCUCUUUUUCUUUUUCUUGAUUUUCUUUUUUGAUUUUUGUUUUUAUUUGGUGAGAGGAUCUCUCAGCCUUCAUCUCUUUAUGUAGUAGUUGAUGUUCUACGAUGCAAUGAGAAUUUUAAUAUUUAGUAAUA
Molecule: messenger RNA, 1152 nt
Organism: Beta vulgaris subsp. vulgaris (sugar beet)
Lineage: Eukaryota; Viridiplantae; Streptophyta; Magnoliopsida; Caryophyllales; Amaranthaceae
Exons: 4
Coding region: 186-692 (168 amino acids)
Cellular component (GO): cytoplasm
Molecular function (GO): mRNA binding
Source: RefSeq, a predicted model, not a curated record